GCUGUUGCGAGGGUAGGCCGGGGGAAUCUGCCACGUUCGGACGUCACAGGGCUCCGGGGGUCCGAAGGCGAAGGGGGCCGGAGUCUCUUCUUCCCGGCGCACGAGCGGCGGGGGGAGCCCUCCGGUUGACCGGAGUCCCAGCACCGGCUAAGGAUGAUGUCCUGCAGCAUGGAUCCACAGGUACAUCUCACUGUCACCUACCAAGGUGACACUCAGAGCUUCCUUGUGUCAGAUCCAUCUAAUACCACAUGGGCUGAUGUAGAAGCCAUGGUGAAAGUCUCAUUUGAACUGAAUGAUAUCCAGAUUAAAUAUCUAGAUGAGGAUCAUGAUGAGGUGUCUGUCAAUACAGCAGAGGAAUAUGAAGAAGCUCUGAAGAUUGCAGUGAAGCAAGGCAAUCAGCUGCAGAUGAAUGUUUACGAAGUAAUCGCUUCUCCGGGAGUAUCUUCACAGCAAGCCCCUGAGAAGUCUGACAAAUCCUUCAUGCCCAAAGAUGGGAGGAAACCCCUCUCUCACUGUUCCAUAGUUGCUCAGUCCAUGAUGUGGGAUCAGGACACUGAGAAAGAGAAUGAGAAGCCACAGAGUGGCCAACAUCUCAGUGAGGCCCCUCCUGAGUGGUUCACAAGCUACUUGGAAAAGUUCCGGGAACAAGUGGUUCAAGACACAGUUGAAAUGCUUGAAGAGAAGCUGAGCAAGAAGCUUCUCCUUUCCAGCCAGCUGCCCAGCUCAUUCAGCAGCUCUGCACACCAAACCCCUGCAAGCCCUUCAUUGCAAGCCAACCCUUUUGAUUGGCUCCUCUCAUGCAGCAACUGUCAGGCCCCCAUCGUGGGCAUCCGCUACCAGUGCAGUUUAUGUCCAUCCUAUAGCAUCUGUGAAUUGUGUGAAGCCGGCGUAUAUACCCAUGACCCCAACCACGUGCUUUUGAAGCUGCGAAGGCCUGUCACGUGUAUCUCAGAGACAUAUAACUUUGGGCAGUUGUCUCCUCGCCUUGCUACUCUGGAGCAAGUCAGGCUCCAGAAACAGAUGGACAAGCGUUUUUUGAAAGCGGAGAAGCAGCGCUUGAGAGCAGAGAAAAAACAGCGCAAAGCUGAGGUGCGGGAACUCAAGAAACAGCUGAAGUUGCACCGGAAGAUCCAUCUAUGGAAUUCUGUCCAUGCUCUGGACACCACUGGCUUUGCAGCAGCCAAAACUGAGAAUCUGCAAUCCAGUACACUUCUUCCCCUCCAGGGCUGCCCUGUCAUUGUCCCCACGCUGAGUGCUGCCUUCGUGGACGAGAAUCUGCCGGACGGAACAUGCCUGCAGCCAAGGACAAACUUCGUCAAGCAUUGGCGUAUGAGGAACACUGGCAACAUGAAGUGGAGCUCUGAUACGAAGCUAAAAUUUAUGUGGGGGAACUUGACUCUGCUCUCCUCUGAGAAGAAAGAUGUGGCCGUACCUGCCCUGCAUCCCGGCCAAGUGGGGGUUGUUUCGGUUGAGUUUGUGGCCCCUCCAGUGGAAGGAACCUACACAUCUCACUGGCGGCUGUCGCACAAAGGGGAGCAGUUUGGGCCCCGGAUUUGGUGCAGCAUUGUGGUAGCCUCCUCUUCCUCUGGUGCCGACUGCCCGGAGAAUGGCAAGCUGGUGUCUGCUUUCUGCCAGAAGGGCAGAUCCCUUAGUAAAGAAGAGGAAAGGCUCUCAAAGUUCCAGACAGAAGCUCUGCAGGCCGUCGAUAGUGCCAUGCAAAGAGGUUUGGCCAGUGGGGCUUCUCCAACAAAGAUGAAGGGCGUCCUCAGCGCUAGAGAGUUCUACAUUCCAUCAGUCGACCUGCUCACAGCUCAGGAUUUACUUUCCUUUGAACUGCUGGACAUUAACAUUGUGCAAGAACUGGAGCAGGUCCCUCGUAAUACUCCUGUUGACAUGACACCAGAUGUGUCAGCCUUGCCCCAGGACAGUUCCUUGCUGGAGAAGGAGAAGGACAGUGUGGACCAAAAACAGGAAGUGGAAGAAGGAAGUGCAUGUCAAUCACUGCCUGAUGCUCAGGGAGGGAAAAGAAAGGCUGAAAACCCAACAAGCCAAGAGGAAGGAGAGGAAGACAUGAGUGGGACGCAGUUUGUGUGUGAAACAGUCAUUCGCUCCCUCACCUUGGAUGCGGCACCUGACCACAAGCCCCCACAGAGAAAGAAGUCUUUACAGGGUUCUAUGCAAGCACUACCGGACACUGCCAACUACAGCCCAAAAAACAAGGACCUCAUCAAUGCUAUUUCCACAACGCAAGAACCAGAGACCAGGAAUCAAGGCACAGAGAUGACCAAGGAACCAGAAUUUGAGCAACUCUCAGUGCAUGAUGAUGAUUCUGGCCAUGGUGAGGCUGAGGAUGAUGCAAAGGAUGAAGUCUGCAGCCAGGCGUCUUCUACCUCCUCUGAGGAUUAUAUUAUCAUACUACCAGAGUGCUUUGACACCAGCCGCCCUCUGGGUGAGUCUAUGUACAGCUCUGCUCUCUCGCAUCCAAGCUUGGAGAAAGUGGCAGAGGCUUCAGCAACUCCUGCAGGAGAAAGCCGUCCUCUGGGCCGGAGUAUUGGUGACAUCUUGACCACCUCGCAGACCCUGGAUGAGGUGCCACUGACCCCUCAGAUUGUGGAACCACGGCCAACUAGAUGCCUGACCCUUUCUGAGAAUGCUUCCCAUGCAACUAAUGCACCCAGUAGAGAAAAUGCUCCACCGGUGGCUGACCAGAUUAAAGAAGAACUCCUGGAAGGAGAUGGUCCUGAACUGCCACCUUCAGGGAAUGUAAAUACAACACAACCUUGUCCAGAAUUAUCCAGACACACCCACGGAAAUAGCCUUGCUGGCGGUCUGGUGAAGGGGGCCCUCUCGGUGGCUGCCUCGGCCUACAAGGCGUUGUUUGCUGGACCACCCACCCUGGAACAGGCUGUUCCUGUGACCACUGAGGAUCAUAUGGCUACCUUCUUGGCCAAUUUGAGCGAGAUGGGCUUCUGUGACUGGCACCUUAACAUCCGACUGCUCCGGAAAUACAACUGUGACAUGACCCAAGUUGUCACAGAACUGCUACAAAUUAGUCACACUGACUGGUAUGGGAACCAGUACUGAACCAUGCUCAUUUUGUGCAUUAAAAACCUCAACAGCAAACA
Pogona vitticeps (central bearded dragon) is the source of this 3125-nucleotide messenger RNA. RefSeq names its product NBR1 autophagy cargo receptor (gene NBR1). Gene Ontology annotation, molecular function: ubiquitin binding; zinc ion binding. NCBI's taxonomy places the organism in Eukaryota, Metazoa, Chordata, Lepidosauria, Squamata, Agamidae. Gene Ontology annotation, biological process: macroautophagy. The record is from RefSeq and is a predicted model, not a curated record. Gene Ontology annotation, cellular component: phagophore assembly site.